Messenger RNA from Rotaria sordida, 1080 nucleotides. Lineage: Eukaryota; Metazoa; Rotifera; Eurotatoria; Philodinida; Philodinidae. The record is from the annotation of a GenBank genome assembly.
AUGAGUCUUUGGUGUGAUAAACAUCGUCCAAAAACUUUUGAUAAACUUGAUUAUCAAUUAGAACAAGCAGCAUUAUUACAAACAAUUGUAGCUAAUGGUGAUUUUCCUCAUUUUCUAAUUUUCGGUCCUAAUGGUUCAGGUAAAAAAACUCGAAUACAAUGUUUACUUCAUGCUUUAUAUGGUGAUGGUAUACAAUCUUUACGUAUUGAAAAUCAUGAAUAUGAAACACCAUCACGAAAAAAAAUCGAAAUAACUACUAUUGGUAGUAAUUUUCAUAUACAAGUUAAUCCAAGUGAUGUUGGUAUUUAUGAUCGUGUCGUUAUUCAAGAGUUAAUUAAAACAAUUGCACAAACGAAACAAAUAAAUAUCAGCGAACAACGAACAUUUAAAGUUAUUGUUCUUGUUGAAGUUGAUAAAUUAACACGAGAUGCUCAACAUGGUCUUCGUCGUACAAUGGAAAAAUAUGUUAGCUCAUGUCGACUUAUACUAUGUUGUAAUUCGACGUCACGUGUUAUACCCGCUAUUCGAAGUCGAUGUUUAGCUAUAAGAGUUGCCGCACCAACUAUUGAUGAAAUAAGUAAAAUAUUAAAAAAAGUAUCGAAUUUUGAAGGAAUUCAAUUACCAACUGAUUUAGCAAAUCGUAUUGGUGAAAAAAGUCAAAGAAAUCUUCGAAAAGCUUUACUUAUGCUUCAAACAUGUGCAACACAAAAAGUUCCAUUAACAAAAGAUCAGCCAAUCAUGGAACCAGAUUGGGAAAUAUAUUUACGUGAUACAGCACGAAUGAUUGGUGAACAACAAACGCCUCAACGGAUUUUAGAAGCACGUGAACGUCUUUAUGAAUUAAUUGCACAUUGUAUUCCAGCAGAAAUUAUUUUUAAAGGUUUACUUGAAGAAUUAUUAGCUAAUUGUGAUGAUGUAUUAAAAAUUCAAAUAACACAAAUAGCUGCUGAAUAUGAACAUCGUCUUCGACAAGGUUCAAAAGAAAUCUUUCAUCUUGAAGCAUUUAUAGCAAAAUUUAUGUGUAUUUAUAAACAACAUAUGCAAUCAAUGGCUUCUGGUCUUGAUGAAGAUUUUGAUUAA